AUGAACAUACCACAGCGUCAAUUUAGCAACGAAGAAGUCAACCGCUGCUAUUUAAGAUGGCAGCAUUUAAGAAAUGAGCACGGAAUGAAUGCUCCAAGUGUACCGGAGUUUAUUUAUCUGACUAAAGUGUUACAAUUUGCUGCCAAGCAACGCCAAGAAUUACAAAUGCAACGCCAACAGCAAGGUAUUGCAGUUUCUCAGCAAAGCAUCGUUCCAAAUUCUUCGGAUCAAGCAGAACUGCCGAAUAAUACUUCUUCGCACAUUUCUGCCUCUGCUUCCCCACAUUUAGCUCCGAAUAUGCAACUGAAUGGCAAUGAAUCUUUUAGCACUUCUGCUCAUCAAUCACCAACCAUGCACACACAGAUGCCGUUAAAUAGCAAUGGCAGUAACAACAUGCUACCACAACGGCAGUCUUCAGUUGGAUCAUUGAAUGCAACCAAUUUUUCACCAACACCAGGAAAUAACGGAGAAGGUGCUGCGGAGAAACCCAAUAAUUCAAACCACAAUAGCUUCAACGUUAAUACUUCUGAACUACAGGCUCAAAAUCUACAAUUGCAGGAACAUAAUAUUCAAGAUUCAAAUGUGAUGCCAAGUUCGCAAAUAGAUUCUCCAAUGCCUCAGCAGGCGCAGAUGCAGCAGGCGCAAUUUCAAGCACAGCGUGCACAACAAGCACAGCAUGCACAACAAGCACAGCAUGCACAACAAGCACAGCAUGCACAACAAGCACAGCAGGCUCAAGCGAGGCCGCAACAGGGCAGAAGAUUACCUAUGACAAUGUUUACUGCCGAGCAAUCCGAACUGUUAAAGGCCCAGAUCACAUCUCUAAAAUGUUUGGUAAAUAGAAAACCUAUUCCAUUUGAAUUUCAAGCUGUCAUUCAAAAAUCUAUCAACCAUCCUCCAGAUUUUAAAAGAAUGUUAUUGUCUUUGAGUGAGUUUGCUAGGAGAAGACAACCUACGGAUCAAAUUAGUCAAUCAAAGCAUAAUGGUGGCAAUGAUACGCAGCAACCCAGUUCCAAUUCCCAGUACAAUAACACUGACGCUGAAAACGUGUCUGGACCUACCAAACAUGCACCUCUGGACGGCAGGGACAAAGCUAUUGCACCUGUUCCACCAGCUGGUCCUUCUAAUGAACAUAUUGCAAAAGACAGCCCACUCGAUAAAAAUACGCAAAAUGUAAGCGGUACUCCAAUGGCGCAAACAGAAUCAAAAAAAGAAGAAAACGAAACUGUGCCAAACGCCGCUGGAACAGCGUCUAAUAAUAGUAAGGCCCUCACUGAACAAAAUAAACCGCCAAAACCACAGAAACCCGUUCCUUUAAAUGUCCUUCAAGAUCAAUAUAAGGAAGCUGUAAAAGUGGUAGAUAUGGAUGAUCCUGAUAUAAUGGUCGAUUCUUUUACGAUGCCAAAUGUCUGCCAUGGUAGUAUUGACUACCAGACUUUAUUGGACAAUUCGGAUCACGCAAAGUUUACGAUUGAGCCUGGCGUUCUACCGGUUGGUAUCGACACACAUACUGCUACCGACAUUUACCAAACUUUAAUUGCAUUAAACCUAGAUACUACAGUGAAUGACUGCUUGGAUAAACUGCUGAAUGAUGAAUGUACGGAAUCAACCAGGGAAAAUGCCCUUUAUGACUAUUAUGCUUUGCAAUUGUUACCGUUACAAAAAGCCGUAAGAGGACAUGUGUUACAAUUUGAAUGGCAUCAAAACUCUUUAUUAACCAAUACACAUCCAAAUUUUCUUUCGAAAAUUAGAAACAUCAAUAUUCAAGACGCAUUGCUAACAAAUCAAUUAUAUAAGAACCAUGAAUUAUUAAAGUUGGAAAGGAAGAAGAUCGAAGCAGCAGCAAGGCUAAAGUCUAUGAAUAAAUCUGCCAUUAAUCAAUACAAUAGAAGACAAGAUAAAAAGAAUAAAAGGUUGAAAUUUGGCCAUAGACUUAUUGCUACCCAUACUAAUUUAGAAAGAGACGAACAAAAGAGGGCUGAAAAAAAGGCGAAAGAACGUUUACAAGCUUUAAAGGCGAAUGAUGAGGAAGCAUAUAUAAAAUUAUUAGACCAAACCAAAGAUACAAGAAUUACACAUCUUCUAAGGCAAACAAACGCAUUUUUGGAUUCUUUAACAAGAGCGGUAAAGGACCAGCAAAAAUAUACUAAAGAAAUGAUUGACUCCCACAUAAAGGAAGCAUCGGAGGAAGUGGAUGAUUUAUCUAUGGUACCCAAGAUGAAGGAUGAAGAAUACGACGACGAUGAUGACAAUUCUAACGUCGAUUACUACAAUGUUGCACACAGAAUUAAAGAAGACAUCAAAAAGCAGCCUUCAAUAUUGGUUGGCGGUACCCUAAAAGACUAUCAAAUCAAGGGUUUACAGUGGAUGGUAUCACUUUUCAAUAACCAUUUAAAUGGUAUAUUAGCAGACGAAAUGGGUCUUGGUAAAACUAUCCAGACGAUUUCCUUGCUUACAUAUCUAUAUGAAAUGAAGAAUAUUCGUGGACCAUAUCUAGUCAUUGUUCCUUUAUCUACGUUGUCAAAUUGGAGCAGUGAAUUCGCCAAAUGGGCCCCCACCUUAAGAGCCAUAUCAUUCAAAGGUUCACCAAAUGAAAGAAAGGCUAAGCAGGCUAAGAUAAAAGCCGGGGAAUUUGAUGUUGUUCUGACUACAUUCGAGUAUAUUAUUAAAGAAAGAGCACUUCUCUCUAAAGUAAAGUGGGUACAUAUGAUUAUUGAUGAAGGCCAUAGAAUGAAAAACGCACAAUCCAAGCUUUCUUUAACUUUGAACACGCAUUACCACGCAGAUUAUAGGUUAAUUUUGACUGGUACACCACUACAAAAUAACUUGCCAGAACUAUGGGCCUUAUUAAAUUUUGUGUUACCCAAGAUUUUCAACUCCGUGAAAUCUUUCGAUGAGUGGUUCAAUACACCCUUUGCCAAUACCGGCGGACAGGAUAAAAUUGAAUUGAGUGAAGAAGAAACGCUUUUGGUUAUUAGGAGAUUGCAUAAAGUCCUAAGGCCCUUCUUAUUGCGUCGUUUGAAAAAGGAUGUGGAAAAAGAACUACCGGAUAAAGUUGAGAAAGUAGUGAAGUGCAAAAUGAGUGCUUUACAACAAAUCAUGUACCAACAAAUGUUGAAGUACCGUCGUCUCUUUAUUGGUGACCAAAAUAAUAAGAAAAUGGUAGGUUUAAGAGGUUUUAAUAAUCAAAUCAUGCAAUUAAAGAAAAUCUGUAAUCACCCUUUUGUAUUUGAAGAAGUCGAGGAUCAAAUCAAUCCGACGAGAGAAACAAAUGAUGAUAUUUGGCGUGUUGCUGGCAAAUUUGAACUAUUAGAUAGAAUCUUACCUAAACUCAAGGCAACCGGGCAUAGGGUAUUGAUUUUUUUUCAAAUGACCCAAAUUAUGGAUAUUAUGGAAGAUUUUUUAAGGUAUAUCAACAUCAAGUAUCUGAGAUUAGAUGGUCAUACGAAAUCUGAUGAGCGUAGUGAACUCUUGCGUCUAUUUAACGCGCCUAAUUCGGAAUACUUGUGCUUUAUCUUAUCAACCAGAGCAGGUGGUUUGGGUUUGAAUUUACAAACUGCAGACACUGUCAUUAUUUUUGAUACUGACUGGAAUCCACAUCAAGAUUUACAAGCUCAGGAUAGGGCCCAUAGAAUUGGUCAGAAAAAUGAAGUUAGAAUUCUAAGAUUAAUUACCACAAAUUCAGUCGAGGAAGUUAUUCUCGAGAGAGCUUACAAAAAACUAGAUAUUGAUGGAAAAGUCAUUCAAGCAGGUAAAUUCGAUAACAAAUCUACAUCAGAAGAACAGGAAGCGUUACUCAGAUCGUUGCUAGAUGCAGAAGAGGAACGUAGAAAGAAAAGAGAAUCUGGUGUUGAAGAAGAAGAAGAGUUGAAAGAUUCAGAAAUCAACGAAAUUCUUGCUCGAAAUGAUGAAGAAAUGGCUAUCCUCUCAAAAAUGGAUGACGAUAGAUCAAAGAAAGAGGAGGAAUUGGGAGUGAAGAGCCGUCUUUUAGAAAAGGAUGAAUUACCUGAUAUUUACAGUAGAGAUAUUGGUGCCGAGCUUAAGCGUGAAGAAUCAGAAUCUGCUGCUGUUUACAAUGGGAGGGGUGCAAGGGAGCGUAAAACGGCAACUUACAACGAUAAUAUGUCUGAAGAGCAAUGGUUAAGACAAUUUGAAGUUAGUGAUGAUGAAAAAAAUGAUAAGCAUGCAAGAAAACAAAGAACAAAAAAGGAAGAUAAGAGCGAGACCGUUGAUGAGGAUACGGAGGUUAAGGGCGAGUUCAUUGACGCUGAUAAUAACGAUCCUAGAAACGACCCUAAUUCGGCUGAAUAUCGGACAGAUGCGGAUUUGGCGAUGAAUGACGAUGAUUUCUUAUCUAAAAAGAGAAAGGCGGGAAGGCCACGAGGGAGACCUAAGAAAGUCAAGCUUGAAGCAUCUGAGAACUCUGAAGCACCAGUGCUUGAAUCAAGUCCGGUUACUGGCGAUAAUUCACCAAGUGAAAGUUUUAUGGACAUUCCAAAACCACGUACGGCGGGUAAAACAUCUGUUAAAUCAGCAAGAACCUCAGCAAGGGGCCGUGGUCGAGGUCGCGGUCGCGGUCGAGGACGAGGACGUGGUCGAGGAAGACCACCGAAAGCAAGGAAUGGGCUUGAAUAUGUCCGUACUCCCGCUGCAGCAACCAGCCCUAUUGACAUUAGGGAGAAAGUUGCUAAACAAGCUCUAAUCUUAUACCACUUCGCCCUCAAUUAUGAAAAUGAAGCUGGAAGGAGACUUUCCGACAUUUUCCUCGCCAAACCUUCCAAAGCACUCUAUCCUGAUUACUAUAUGAUUAUCAAGUACCCUGUGGCCUUUGACAACAUUAACACACAUAUUGAAAUGUUAGCUUAUAACUCACUCAAAGAGACCCUUCAAGACUUCCAUUUGAUAUUUUCCAACGCCAGGAUAUACAAUACUGAGGGUUCAGUAGUAUAUGAAGACUCUCUAGAACUGGAAAAAAUGGUCACCAAAAAAUACCGUGAGAUAAUGGACGAUAACUCAGCAAUCGACUUUGCUAAAUUUGACGAACAGUAUGGCACUAAACCCCUCGUAUUGCCUCCUGUUGUUACUUCAAGUGUGGCUGAAUCUCUCACAGAUGAAGCGGAUUCGAGCAUGACAGAAGCAAGUAUAUAG
Messenger RNA from Saccharomyces paradoxus, 5148 nucleotides. It is a transcript of the gene SNF2, whose product is annotated as SWI/SNF catalytic subunit SNF2. Bases 1 to 5148 code for a protein of 1715 amino acids. NCBI's taxonomy places the organism in Eukaryota, Fungi, Ascomycota, Saccharomycetes, Saccharomycetales, Saccharomycetaceae. The transcript has a single exon. Gene Ontology annotation, biological process: positive regulation of transcription by RNA polymerase II. The record is from RefSeq and is a predicted model, not a curated record. Gene Ontology annotation, molecular function: ATP binding; DNA binding; histone binding. Gene Ontology annotation, cellular component: nucleus.